GCACAUUCUCUCUUAGAAAACUCAGAAGUUGUCAAAAAGCCAAGCCCGAAUCAUUGCUCAUCCUCCAUUCGUCCAUACCAUCUUUUCUUCUCCGAACAUCUCAGUCCAGCAUCAUGGCCAUCAUCGCUGUCGCAGGAGGCACUGGCAACCUUGGCCGCACUUUGGUCAAGGCCAUCGUCGCCAACGGCAAGCACGAAGUUAGGAUCCUUGGCAGAAAGGCCAACCCCGAUCUCGAGAAGACACUAGGAGCCGCCAUCAUCCCCGUUGACUACACCGACAUUGUGGCAACGACCAAGAUCCUCGAAGACAACAAUAUUCACACGGUUGUCUCUGCCAUCGCCAUGCUCGUCUUUGGCGACGCCCCUCCCGAAGUGGAGCUAAUCCGCGCCGCUGACGCCUCCAAGACCACCAAGAGAUUCAUCGCCAGCGGCUGGGGCAUCCCUCACACCAAAGACCAAGCCAGCCAACUUGUCUCUGUGCCCCACAAGCUUAAUGCCGCAAGGGCUCUGGAGGAGACCAAGGAUCUUGAGUACACCAUUGUCCACAACGGCAUGUUACUCGAUUACUGGACCACCAAGUCUACAGAAAUGUCGCCCUUCUCUCUUAUCGUCGACGUAGCGCACAAGGUCGCAGCCAUUCCGGGCGAUGGAAACACCCCCGUCGCCUUCACUCACACCUCUGACGUCGCCGAGUACGUCACUGUCCUCCUGGAUGCUGAGGAGUGGGACGCCGACUCGACCAUUGUUGGUGACAAGGUGACCUGGAACGAGUUUGUGAGACUGGCUGAAGCUGCCCACGGCGCCAAAUUCGACGUGAGGUACGACACCCUAGAGGACCUCAAGAACGGCAAGGUCACGGAGCUGCCGAGUCAGGUUGCCGCGUACCAAUUUGUUCCGAAGGAGGUUUUCCAGGGAUUUUGCAUCACUUUUGGGCAGUGGUUCGCCUUGGGUGCUUUCGACCUGACUCCCUCAAAGGUCCUGCCUGGCCUCAAGCCCUUGACCGUUAAGGAUGCUCUGGAGUAUAAGUGAUCCGGUAACGAGACGUUGAUAGUUAGAUGAUAAUACGUACGUUCAGAACAG
This is a messenger RNA of Verticillium dahliae VdLs.17, 1079 nucleotides long. RefSeq lists its product as uncharacterized. Bases 114 to 1028 code for a protein of 304 amino acids. The record is from RefSeq and is a predicted model, not a curated record. The transcript is spliced from 4 exons. NCBI's taxonomy places the organism in Eukaryota, Fungi, Ascomycota, Sordariomycetes, Glomerellales, Plectosphaerellaceae.